UUGGAGGUCAAUUCCUACCUGCAAACUACGUGUGGCUUACGACCUACUCGAUCAUUGGGUCCAUGGGAGGAUCGCUGCGAGAUUCCGACUCGGAAUAGGCGACUCGGGAGUUACUGAUGUAUCGUACGGCGUUUAUUCUCUACGGCAUCGCUGUAGGUAAGACGACCUUAAUCCACCCAUUCAUAAAUAUGCUUUUCGACAGCUUCGGUUUUUGCCAGGUGUCUCUCGAUCUUAGCCCAUGCAACUUCCAUCUCAGCAUGAGCCUUAGUACCUCGUCCCUCGAUUUCAGGAAAGCGUCUCUCUCUGCUUUAACAGCGGCAAGCUCGCUCCGCAGCUUUUCCAGCUCGAUUACCACGUCCCGGAGCCUCUGCUCUGCUAACGCAGUGCUCGAUUUCCGAGACUGUGAGCUUCUGCUCAGCCUCGGUGUGCUUCUUGAUCGACUCUUCUAGUUUCUGUUCCAUAUUGCCCGGCCUUGUUAGAACUCGGAAGAGAAGAAGCGCGUGCCGCCAGAGGUAGUGCGUAUUUACCUGCGGGAGUGAGAUGUGGAGCGCCAACUGCGCACUCAGAUUCGUCGCACUUUCCACCACUUCCUCGGCUAAGAGGAGAAAGGUCUCAGCACCCGGUACCUUUAGC
Molecule: messenger RNA, 633 nt
Organism: Canariomyces notabilis
Lineage: Eukaryota; Fungi; Ascomycota; Sordariomycetes; Sordariales; Chaetomiaceae
Exons: 3
Coding region: 117-449 (110 amino acids)
Source: RefSeq, a predicted model, not a curated record